Messenger RNA from Bufo bufo (common toad), 4765 nucleotides. It is a transcript of the gene KIF4A, whose product is annotated as kinesin family member 4A. Gene Ontology annotation, biological process: microtubule-based movement; mitotic spindle organization. Gene Ontology annotation, molecular function: ATP binding; microtubule motor activity; microtubule binding. The record is from RefSeq and is a predicted model, not a curated record. The transcript is spliced from 31 exons. NCBI's taxonomy places the organism in Eukaryota, Metazoa, Chordata, Amphibia, Anura, Bufonidae. The coding region runs from base 318 to 4001 and encodes 1227 amino acids.
UUACCUUUAGGGCACAUUGACCAUAACAAAGAUGGCGAUUAACGCCUAAGCGCCGCCUUCCCGGCAGGCUGCGGGCUCGGAGUCGCCGCCUGACGUACGUGUGCAGUGGUUGGUUGGAGCGAGACGUUGGAAAUUUUGAAAACUUGGCGGUUGAAUCAGCGGGAUCCUGCCGCACACGACGGGGAAAGGACUGAGCUCAGGCCGAGGGCACCGGAGCAGCUGGCGGGAAAACCAACCGAACGACAAGGGCAGCAAACGGACGAGGAAGGCACCGGAGGCGCGUGAGCAGGCUGCCGCCCCUCGGGCUUGGUUGCAACAUGGGAAAGGAUGAGGGUAUUCCAGUAAGAGUAGCUCUAAGGUGCCGUCCCUUGGUACAGAAGGAGUUUAAUGAAGGCUGUAAGACAUGUCUUACUUUUGUCCCUGGGGAACCUCAGGUGAUUGUUGGGAAUGAGAAAUCAUUCACAUAUGAUUACGUGUUCGAUCCGUCGGCAGAGCAGGAGGAGGUAUAUACCAGUGCUGUAUCAUCUCUUAUUCAAGGCCUGUUUAAAGGAUAUAAUGCAACAGUUCUUGCUUAUGGACAGACUGGAUCUGGAAAGACCUUCUCAAUGGGAGGAGCUUACACCCACGACCAAGAGAAUGAACCAACUGUGGGGGUCAUCCCAAGAGUGGUAAAAGCAUUGUUUCGGGAAAUUGAACAGCGAGCAGACUGGGAAUUUCUUCUAAAAGUUUCUUACUUGGAGAUCUACAACGAAGAGAUUCUUGAUUUGUUAGAUUCUCGAGAGAGAGCAUCUCCAAUUAGCAUCCGUGAAGACCCUAAGGAGGGCAUUAAGAUCGUUGGCUUGAUUGAGCGUGAUGUAAAGACUGACGUGGAUACAAUAAGUUGCUUGGAGCAGGGCAAUGGCGCUCGCACAGUGGCUUCUACUGCUAUGAAUUCUCAGUCUUCUCGAUCACAUGCCAUCUUCACAAUAGCAAUAGAUCAGAAAAAAAAGGGCGAUAAAAACAGCAGUUUUCGCUCCAAACUGCACCUUGUCGAUCUCGCUGGGUCCGAAAGGCAGAAGAAGACCAAAGCUGAAGGUGAUCGAUUGAAGGAAGGUAUCAGCAUUAACCGUGGCUUAUUGUGUCUUGGCAAUGUUAUCAGUGCAUUGGGAGAUGAUUCCAAGAAAGGUGGUUUUGUGCCAUACAGAGAUUCCAAGCUAACACGUCUUCUACAAGAUUCACUCGGUGGUAACAGUCAUACUCUAAUGAUUGCAUGUGUCAGCCCUGCUGACUCUAACAUGGAGGAGACCCUUAAUACUCUUAGAUAUGCAGAUAGAGCCAGGAAAAUUAAGAAUAAACCGAUAGUCAACACGGAUCCUCAGACUGUAGAGCUUCAGAAUCUUAAACAACAGGUGCAAGAUCUGCAGGUUUUAUUACUACAGGCCCAUGGAGGGACUCUACCUGUCUCGACCAACAUGGAGCCAUCUGAAAAUUUACAGUCUCUUAUGGUGAAGACUAAAACUUUGGAAGAAGAAAAUCACAAACUGAGUCGAGAGCUAAGCGAGGCUGCAGAGCAGACUGCUCAGAUUCUUGAGAGAAUUAUAUUGACGGAGUAUGAAAACGAGAAACUGAACACAAAGAUCGAUGAACUUAAGCAACAUGCAGCGUGUAAGGUCGACCUGCAGAGGAUAGUUGAGACAUUGGAAGACCAAGAACUAAAGGAAAAUGUAGAAGUUAUUCAAAACUUGCAGCAGGUCAUUGUCCAUCUUCAGGAUGAAAGUUCAGGAAUUGCUGCAUCUAUUGAAGCUUUGGUUGAUGAGGACACAAAUUCUCCCCCAUCUGAAGAGAAAAUGGACAAUGGAGAAAAGCGUUCUUCUGAUGGAUUUUCCACUCAUCAUGCCCUUAGACAGGCACAGCUUUCCAAAGAACUGAUUGAGUUGAACAAAGCGCUGGUUCUGAAGGAGGCUUUGGCAAAAAAGAUGGCACAGAAUGACAGCCAGCUGGAACCUAUGCAGGGUGAAUACACGAAUAAUAUAAAGGCCUUGGAAACAGAAGUGGGAGCUCUACAGAAGGAAAAAGAAGAACUAAUCCUCGCACUUCAUUCAGCUAAGAAGGAUACCAAUCAAGCUAAGUUGAGUGAAAGAAGGCGAAAAAGGUUGCAAGAACUAGAGGGUCAGAUGUCCGAUUUGAAGAAAAAGCUAAACGAGCAAUCCAAGCUUCUGAAGUUAAGAGAGACCACUGAAAAGACGGUCUCCAAACUCAAUCAAGAAAUUCAAGCAAUGAAAACUCAGAGAGUACAGCUUAUGAGGCAGAUGAAGGAGGAUUCUGAGAAGUUCCGUUCUUUUAAACAACAGAAAACUAAGGAAGUGAUUCAGCUUAAGGAGAAAGAUCGUAAGAGACAAUACGAACUACUGAAAUUGGAAAGAGAUUUCCAGAAGCAAGCCAGUGUGCUACGUAGGAAAACGGAAGAGGCAGCAACUGCAAACAAGAGAUUGAAAGAAGCUCUACUGAGACAGAAGGAGGCUAUGGAUAAGCGUAAAGAUGUUAAGAACAGAGGCAUGGAGGGCGCGUCCGCUAGAGUCAAGAGUUGGCUGGCCAAUGAGGUAGAAGUCCUUGUGAGUACGGAGGAAGCUCAGAGGCAUCUUAAUGAUCUCCUUGAAGACAGAAAGAUUCUAGCGCAUGAUAUAGCGCAACUGAAGCAGACAAAAGAUGCUGGGGAGCGCAUACCUGCUAAAAUCCGUAGGCGGACAUACACAGUGGCUGAACUUGAGAAUAUGGAAGAGGAGGCCUCAGUCACAAAGCAGAUUGACAGUUUGGAGACUGAAAUGGAACUCAGGAGUGCUCAGAUAGCUGAUCUCCAACAAAAGUUGUUAGAUGCGGACAGCGAGGAAGAGCGGGUGAAACAGCGAUGGGAAACGAUCACUAACCUUAUGGAAGCAAAGUGUGCCCUGAAAUACAUGAUGGGGGAGCUGGUCUCUGCCAAAGUGCAAAUUAGUAAGCUCGAAAGCAGUCUUAAACAAAACAAUGCUCAUGCUGCUGAUUUGCAGAAGAUGAUAUUUGAAGAAAGAAAUCAGAUGGCUGAAAUGGAGACCGAGCACCAAAGCCAGCUAGUUGAGCUUGAACAGCAGCACCAGGAGAAGAUACUUUACUUGCUGAGCCGGUUACAGCAGAAGCAACCAGUAGCCACUGACGUUGAUCAACCUGCUGAGGACAAAGUGACAGAGAGGGAGAAACAGCUGCUGGAGAGGCUGAGGUUCCAGGAUGAAGAAAUUGAAAAGAUGAAGGAGCUGUGUGAAAAAAACCACCAACUCAUCCACGAAAAUGAUUUGUACAAACAAAAAUUGGCCUUACUUCAAGCUGCAAGUGGAAAGAAAAUGUUCAGCAAAUCUGAGAUCAUUGCCGUCAGCUCUCCAGAUUCUCCCUUUGAUUUCGUUCCUCCCAAGCCUAGAAUUCUGCGUCGAACAACAGCAAAAUCUGCUACAGUAGUCUUGGAAGAUUUAUUAUCUGAAUCUGAGUCUGAAGAUGACUUAAGCGACAAGAACUGGAUCCCUAACCAAAAUGACAAACCGUCCAAGAAAGUGUCAAAUGGGUGCUCUUGUAAAGGGCGUUGUGGGAAUAAAAUGUGUCGCUGUAGGAAAAACAAGCAGAACUGCUCAGAGGAUUGUUACUGUGACCCAAGUAAAUGCCGCAACAGGGAUAACUUCUCGGAUGACACCAAUAGUGAAGAUCAGUCCCGGGAGUCUGAAAACUCAAUGAAGAUGGACUACCCUGAAGAUGUAACAUCCGGAAGCUCAUUUUUCACCCCACCUUGCAUAACUCCCACCAAAAAGGUUCUACAGGAAAUAAGUGACAUAGGCCAAGUGCUGUCCUUGAAGCUGCAGCGAAAACCAAGCAUUGUCCCUGGGGGACUGACUGCAGACGCACAGGAGAAUCAAACAUCCAUACUGAAGAGAAAGAAGAAAGCGCUUUGCAACAGUAAUACCAGCUUCUUCUCUGGAUGCUCACCAAUCACAGAGGAUGAAUGAGGAGAGCCGUCCUUGGAUGUUUUAGUCUAAUAUUUGUAGCAUCUAGGGGGCGGGAGACUGUAUUUUAAUGUUAGAUAAUGUUGUGGAAGGCAUUCAGCGAUGCAACUUAUGGGGAAGAAACCUUGUAAAUAUUUGUUUGUAUUUGUAUGUCUGACAGCAAGUCCGUGCCAUCUGCAAGUAUUGUAAUAGCACAGGAACGUUUUAAAUGCAAAAGGUUUUCCAGCCACUGGUCUGUAAGUCCCAGUAUACGAUGACACAAGUCACAUUGCCGGCCAGCAAUGAUGUUGGAAAUGCAGUUCAACUUUGCACUAGUACUGGCAGAGAUGUGAAAGAGGGUUUUCUGCUAAGACUUUUAUGAUAUCUCAAUUAGACAUGACCGUUGUGGUACCGCGGUGGCUGUUAGAUGCGAGAUCUAGAAAAAGCCUAGGUUCCAAAAUGUUCAAUUAUUUCAAUGAAGAGUGACUGCAGAUGUAAUAAAUCACCCCACUGAGAACAGACAGGGUCCCUCUUGAUUUUAGGGAUUAUUGGGGUUCCAGCAGACAGAUCAUGACAUACCAUAAAAGUUUUACCAGCAGAAAACCACUUUAAAGGGGUUGUCCCAGAAUGACACUGGUUAAGUGAGUGUCUGAAUUCCUUAAUGCUGAAACCCCCACCAGUCACAAAAUGAGGGUGCCCUUUGUCCCCCACUUGGAAGUCCCAUAAACUUUGAAUGGAGUAGCCAUCAAGUUAUGUGUGUUGCCACUCCAUUUAAACGGGUGACAGGG